This is a messenger RNA of Zea mays, 1171 nucleotides long. Its product is annotated as Aquaporin PIP2-2. The transcript has a single exon. Gene Ontology annotation, cellular component: membrane. Gene Ontology annotation, biological process: transmembrane transport. The coding region runs from base 72 to 923 and encodes 283 amino acids. Lineage: Eukaryota; Viridiplantae; Streptophyta; Magnoliopsida; Poales; Poaceae. Gene Ontology annotation, molecular function: channel activity. The record is from RefSeq and is marked validated.
GAGCAACAGGCAGGCCGCACGCUCUUCCUUAGCUUGCCUGAAUUCUGUAGUCACGCACACUAGUCUCAGAUAUGGAUACUUGUCAUCAAUCCAUAGAGACCGCAGAUGGCAAGAAGGACUACAGUGACCCUGUCCCAGCACCAUUCGUGAACGCCGGCGAGCUGGGCAAGUGGUCCCUGUACCGCGCCGUCAUCGCCGAGUUCGUGGCCACGCUGCUCUUCGUGUACGUCACGCUGGCCACCGUCAUCGGGCACAAGCGCGAGGCCGAGUCCCAGCCGUGCGGCAGCGUCGGCGUGCUGGGCAUCGCCUGGUCCUUCGGCGGCAUGAUCUUCGUGCUCGUCUACUGCAUCGCCGGCAUCUCCGGCGGCCACAUUAACCCGGCGGUCACCUUCGGCCUGCUGCUGGCGCGCAAGCUGUCGCUGGUGCGCGCCGCGCUCUACGUGGUCGCGCAGUGCCUGGGCGCCAUGUGCGGCGCCGGCCUCGUCAAGGCCUUCCACGGCGCCCACUGGUACCUUCGCUACGGCGGCGGAGCCAACGAGCUCGCCGCCGGCUACUCCAAGGGAGCCGGUCUGGGCGCCGAGAUCGUGGGCACCUUCGUCCUCGUCUACACCGUGUUCUCGGCCACCGACCCCAAGCGCAAGGUCAGGGAUUCGCACGUCCCGGUCCUGGCGCCGCUGCCCAUCGGAUUCGCGGUGUUCAUGGUGCACCUGGCCACCAUCCCCGUCACCGGCACGGGCAUCAACCCGGCAAGGAGCCUGGGGCCGGCCGUUGUGUACAACCAGCGAAAGGCGUGGGAGGAUCACUGGAUAUUCUGGGUCGGCCCACUCAUCGGCGCCGCCGCCGCCAUGCUCUACCACCAGUUGGUCCUCCGCGCCGGCGCAGCCAAGGCCUUCGCGUCCUUUCGCAACAACCAGCACUUCUGAAUCUCUGAUCCUCCCGUCGGCACGACGAUACAUGGAUUCCAAUUUUCGCCGUGCAUGCAUUUCGUGUCUCCAGUGUUUGCGUUGUGUAUCGCUUACGAUUUCAUCGGCUUCCAUUCCAAGUUUUCGAUCAGCUACCUGUUUAUUGUGGACCGUAACACUACGUUCUGUAUUUUUCAACUUACUGUAUCUAUCUAUGUACUGAUUUAGGUUCAGUGCAAACACUUUCCCUGUUUGUAUAAUUCAUCUCA